Messenger RNA from Sinocyclocheilus anshuiensis, 937 nucleotides. RefSeq names its product 3-hydroxybutyrate dehydrogenase, type 2 (gene bdh2). The record is from RefSeq and is a predicted model, not a curated record. The coding region runs from base 103 to 840 and encodes 245 amino acids. Gene Ontology annotation, biological process: siderophore biosynthetic process. The transcript has 10 exons. Gene Ontology annotation, cellular component: cytoplasm. Lineage: Eukaryota; Metazoa; Chordata; Actinopteri; Cypriniformes; Cyprinidae. Gene Ontology annotation, molecular function: 3-hydroxybutyrate dehydrogenase activity.
CUGCUUUAUAAACUCAAUGCAUGCAGGUUUUGUUAAACUGGGAUAUAAACAUUGCCUUUCGAGCUGUUCAUUGUGACUUUAAAAGGGUUCUUAUUGAAGACAAUGGGCCGUUUGGAUGGGAAAGUGAUAGUCCUUUCUGCAGCAGCACAAGGCAUUGGAAAAGCUUCUGCUAUAGCUUUUGCCAAGGAAGGUGCCCAAGUCACUGCUACAGAUAUCAACGGGGAAAAACUUAAAGAGCUGGAUGGUAUUCCAGGGAUCAAAACCAAAGUUGUUGAUGUUACCAAGAAAGACCAAGUGGGGGCCCUGGCCAAGGACUUUGACUAUGUGGAUGUGCUCUUCAAUGUUGCUGGAUUUGUCCAUCAUGGCUCAAUACUGGAGUGUGAGGAAUCAGAUUGGGACUUCACUAUGAACGUGAAUGUUCGUAGCAUGUACCUGAUGAUCAAGGCCUUCCUGCCUAAGAUGCUGGCUCGUAAAUCUGGUAAUAUCAUCAAUAUGGCAUCUGUGGCAUCUAGUAUCAAAGGAGUUGUGAACAGAUGUGUCUACAGCACAUCUAAAGCUGCCAUCAUUGGACUGACCAAAUCAGUGGCAGCUGAUUUCCUGGAACAAGGAAUCCGUUGCAAUUGUAUCUGCCCUGGAACUGUAGAUACGCCAUCAUUACGACAGAGAAUUCAGGACAGACCUGAUCCAGAGCAGGCUUUUAAAGACUUUAUGGCCAGACAGAAGUCUGGUAGAUUGUGCACUGCAGAAGAAGUGGCACAUCUGAGUGUGUACUUGGCCUCAGAUGAGUCUGCCUACGUAACAGGAACUGAAGCCAUCAUUGAUGGAGGAUGGAGACUCUGAGGAUGUUUUGUUACAUUUAUUAAAUAACCUUUAACAUGCAUGCAGUUUGACUUCCAGAGAAACAUAGUCACUGAUUUUCUUUAUCUUUAAAACUUUA